Messenger RNA from Triplophysa dalaica, 807 nucleotides. RefSeq names its product cytochrome c oxidase subunit 7A-related protein, mitochondrial-like. Lineage: Eukaryota; Metazoa; Chordata; Actinopteri; Cypriniformes; Nemacheilidae. Gene Ontology annotation, biological process: mitochondrial electron transport, cytochrome c to oxygen; regulation of oxidative phosphorylation; mitochondrial respirasome assembly. Bases 79 to 429 code for a protein of 116 amino acids. The transcript is spliced from 3 exons. The record is from RefSeq and is a predicted model, not a curated record.
UCUAUCUCCGAAGCUCCGUCUGCAGUUGGUGGGACGUGAUACUGAUCUGCACUGAAGCUUACAGUACUCUCAUCUAAAAUGUAUUAUAAAGUCAGCGGAGUCACGGGGAAAUUAACGGGAGCGUCAGCGGCGUCAGCGUACAGUCCGCAGGGACUGAAGCCUGUUGUGCCCUCUCAGUCCCCUCCGAUGAUCUUUGCCUUGCCAACCAAGGUGGUUUCAGAGGCAGGGCCAGCAGUCCACUACAUGGGAAUAAACAAAGUACCUGAUCUGCAGAAGAUCUUCCAGAAAGCUGAUGGAGCACCAGUUCACCUGAAGCGUGGAGUAAUGGACAAAAUGCUCUAUAGGACCACAAUGGGCUUGACAAUCGGUGGAACCCUCUACUGUUUAAUGGCUCUCUACAUCGCUGCCCAGCCCCGAAAAACACAGUGACCUGCAUAAUUGAAUACAUAACAUUUAUGAGUAGGACUGAAGACAUGGACUAUUGUCAUUCUGCUCUCACAGUCACAAAGUCACCUGAUUACCAUUAUGCUAUUUCAUGUCCCUAAAAAUGCUUUUAUUUAUGAAAGUCACUUCCCAUUGGUUUUAGUAAUUGUGUUCCAAAGGUCAUGUGAUAAGUCUACAACCCAAUCAACGUUUUGAUAAAAUCAAUAGGGAUGAUGUUGAGAUGUUUCAUGUAGACAUGCAUAGAAGGGUUGUUGAGACAAACUGAGAUCUCUGCAUCCAGUCCUAAUUCUUCAGCUUGACAGACAGUGAAUGACGUCUUUGCAAUUUUUAUUUAGGAUAAUAAAUAUAUUUUCGUUGUUAAAA